Molecule: messenger RNA, 1374 nt
Organism: Hibiscus syriacus
Lineage: Eukaryota; Viridiplantae; Streptophyta; Magnoliopsida; Malvales; Malvaceae
Product: putative casein kinase II subunit beta-4
Exons: 5
Coding region: 259-1092 (277 amino acids)
Cellular component (GO): protein kinase CK2 complex; cytoplasm
Molecular function (GO): protein kinase regulator activity
Source: RefSeq, a predicted model, not a curated record
UCCUUCUUCUUUACCCCUCUGUAUCCCGCAUUUUGUCUCCUUUCCAUCUUCAUCCACUCUUCCUUCAACCACGAACUUGUUUUUUGUUGGUUCGCAAAUAAAAGCCGUUUUUGCGUCACCCACCCUGCAAAAACUCUUAUUCUCUAAAUUCUGGGGAUUCUUUUUGGGCUUACAUUCAUCCAAAAAAGCUUGAAUCUUUGUCCCUGCAUUGAUAUUUGGGAAAAAAAGUCGGGAGCUUUUGGAAUUUGGGGAAAUAUUAUGCAUAGUCAUAGAGAUCGGGGAGGAGGGGGAGGACCGUUGGAUCGGAAGCGCGUUAACGAUGUGCUCGACAAACAUAUAGACAAGUCUACCCCAUCCAAUUCGAGGGGAUUGAGGAAUGACAAAGAUAAAGGCAGACCCUCUGUUCCUUCAGCUUCCGCCGGUAAAUCCCAGCUUUCAAAUCGGGAUUCACGUUCAAAAGCCGAUGAGGAAUCUGAAACUGACAGCGAAGAGUCCGAUAUAAGUGCUUCCGAUGGAGAUCACAUGUCUUGGAUAUCGUGGUUUUGUGGUUUGCGAGGCAAUGAGUUUUUUUGUGAAGUUGAUGAAGAAUACAUCCAAGACGACUUUAAUCUUUGCGGGUUGAGCAGUCAAGUUCCAUAUUAUGAAUACGCUGUUGAUUUAAUAUUGGAUGUUGAAUCUUCACAUAGUGAUAUGUUCACUGAAGAACAGAAUGAGUUGGUUGAAUCGGCUGCUGAGAUGUUGUAUGGUCUUAUACAUGUACGUUACAUAUUAACUGGCAAGGGAAUGUCUGCUAUGUUGGAGAAAUACAGAAAGUAUGAUUUUGGAAGAUGCCCUAGAGUUUAUUGCUGUGGACAAUCCUGCCUUCCAGUUGGUCAAUCUGAUAUUCCUCGUUCAAGUACCGUGAAAAUCUACUGCCCAAAGUGUGAAGAUAUAUAUUACCCUCGAUCCAAAUAUCAAGGCAAUAAUGAUGGAGCUUACUUUGGGACGACAUUUCCACAUCUAUUCCAGAUGACAUAUCUGCACCUAAAGCCACAGAAGCCGAUGCAAAAAUACAUCCCCCGAGUUUUCGGAUUCAAGAUCCACAAGCCAUGAACCAAUGUAUCGAGAGUUCAUCUUUCAUAGUGUCUGGUCUGCAGCGGCAAUUUUCACCUAAGCUUCGGUGCUUCGUACAACAGUGGGAUGCCCUGCAGUGUAAGGUGAAGCAGGGUUCCCAUGGCACGUUUGCCACGAUCGGCAUGCCCAUAUAAAAAAUGUCCUAUUCCGAUUUUGAAACACGACUUGUUCAAAAACAUAUGCAUCUAGAGUUUUAUGUAAUGUAUUUGAUUAUAUUAAUGUAUAUUUCUGAUACAAGCAACAUAUAUUUUGAUCGACUCU